AUGUCGACAGUAUCGAAAACACAUAGUAUAAAAGCAGUACAAUUAAUUCAACAAUAUGCAGAACGUUUACAUUUUAAUACACCAAGUGAUUAUGAUACGAUAUUAACUGCAAUCGGUGAUGCUCGGGUUGUAAUGAUUGGUGAAGCAUCACAUGGUUCACAUGAAUUUUAUUGGCAUCGGGCGGAAAUUACAAAACGAUUAAUUCAAGAAAAGGGUUUUACAAUUGUUGCUUGUGAAGCUGAUUGGCCAUCAGCUUAUCAUGUAAAUCGUUGGGUAAAAGGACUUUCAUCUGCAUCAAAUAUCAAAAAUGCAAAUGAUGCAUUGAAAGAAUUUAAACAAUAUCCAUCAUGGAUGUGGCGAAAUACAGUUGUUGUAGAAUUUAUCACAUGGCUUCGAAGACACAAUGAGAAAAUAGCAGAUCCAAAGAAAAAAACAGGUUUUUUUGGUAUUGAUUUAUAUAGUUUACAAACAUCACGUGAAGAAGUUCUGAGAUAUUUAGAAAAACAUGAUUCAAGUUUAGCAGCCGAAGCUCGUAAAAAUUAUGCCUGUUUUGAAAGAUACUCUGAUGAAAAACAAUAUCGUUAUUGUGCAGCAACAAAACGUAUUGCUGGUUGUGAAAACGAAACUAUUGAUGUAUUUCAAAAAAUGUUAGAACGUCAUUCAAGAAUGAUAGCUGAAGCAAAAGGAAGAGAUCAUGAAAUUGAUGAAAGUUUUUAUACUAUGGAAAAUGCAAAAAUUGUUCGUGAAGCAGAAAAAUAUUAUCGACAUAUUGUUGAAGGUGGAGCAAUCGCAUGGAAUAUUCGUGAUACGCAUAUGUGUAAUUGUUUACAAGAUUUACUUAGAUAUUAUGGACGAGGAACUAAAGCUGUUAUUUGGGCACAUAAUUCACAUAUUGGCGAUGCUCGUGAGACUGAUGCACUAUAUGCACGUGAAGUUAAUAUUGGUCAAUUAGUUCGCGAACGAUUUGGUAUCGGAAAUACAUUUAAUAUUGGAUCUACAACAUAUACUGGUACCGUUACAGCAGCGAUUAGUUGGAAUAUGGAUCCAGAUUUUAAACAUGUUCGACCAUCACUGAAUGAAAGUGUCGAAUUUUUAUUACAUGAAGCAUUAAUACAAGAUCCAGUAUUAACGUAUGAAGGUCAAUAUUAUCUUUUAUUUCGUUCGAAUAAUCCAUAUAUUCAACUUUCAAAAGAAUUACAUACUGAAUUACGUAAGAAACGCUUCGAACGAACUAUUGGUGCUAUUUAUCGUCCACAUACUGAACGUCAAUCACAUUAUUUUGGUGCCAGUCUUUCAACACAAUUUGAUUGCGUUAUUCAUAUUGAAGAGACACAUGCAUUAAGACCAUUAGAAAUUCAUCCAACAUGGAUACAAGCAGAAACAGAACAUGUACCUGAUACUUUUUCUAUGAAUUGUACAGGAGGUCCCAAAAAAUUAUAG
Rotaria sordida is the source of this 1440-nucleotide messenger RNA. The record is from the annotation of a GenBank genome assembly. Lineage: Eukaryota; Metazoa; Rotifera; Eurotatoria; Philodinida; Philodinidae.